AUGAUUAUAAACACAUGAUCACACGACAGAGAAGCAGUUCCACUUCAAAAUGGCUUUAGGCUGUAAUAGUUUAGAGAAAUAUCCAGCUGUUGUAGUGACUGUUUUGGCGUGUGUUUUCCUCGCCCCGUGCGCUGCUCACUACAGAAGCUCGCGCAGAAAUGAAGCUCUGGUGCACGUGAAGUCUGAUGUGCACGAGCAGUGGUUCACUCAGAGACUGGAUCACUUCAACGGCGCAGACACUCGAGUCUGGAAACAGAGAUACUUUGUGAAUGAGAGUUUCUAUAGAGCCGGUGGUCCGGUGUUCCUGAUGAUCGGGGGGGAAGGUCCGGCUAGCCCCGCCUGGAUGCAGUACGGGUCCUGGAUGCUCUACGCACAGAAACUGGGAGCCCUGUGUUUAUUACUGGAGCACCGCUUCUACGGGAAGAGUCACCCGACCGAGGAUCUGAGCGCAGGGAAUCUGCGUUUCCUCAGUAGUCGUCAGGCUCUGGCCGAUCUCGCUCACUUCCGCUCAGUCACUGCAGCAACACGAGGCCUGACCAAUAGCAAGUGGGUUGCAUUUGGGGGCUCUUACCCAGGAUCCCUUGCUGCCUGGUUCCGUCUGAAGUACCCGCACCUGGUCCACGCUUCUGUGGCGACCAGCGCACCCGUACACGCCACGGUCAACUUCCCAGAAUAUUUAGAGGUGGUGUGGCGAUCGCUGGCGGCGGAGAACCCAGACUGCCCCCUACUGGUGAAGAAAGCAUCGGACAUGUUGGUUGAUCGGCUCAGCGACCCGAAAACGUAUGACAACAUCACAAAGGACUUCAGGUUGUGCUCUAAGCUCCAGAUCCAGUCCAAGAUGGAUUCUGCGUAUCUUCUGGAGUCUUUGGCUGGGAAUUUCAUGGAUGUGGUGCAAUACAACGAGGACAACCGGGGCUUUGAGGGCGCUGUGGGCACUAACAUCACGAUAAAGGUGUUGUGCAGUGUGAUGCUGGACUCUUCUCUAGGCGGGCCGUACGACCGAUACGCCGCUGUGGCUCGUCUGAUGCAGAACACCUUCUCCCAGUCCUGCAUAAACACCCAGUACAACAGCUACGUCCAGGACAUGAGCAACACCAGCUGGAGCGGCCCGGAGGCCGGAGGAGGGCGGCAGUGGGUGUAUCAGACCUGCACUGAAUUUGGGUUUUAUCAGAGCACCGAUUCACCGAACCAGCCCUUCAAUGGUUUUCCCUUACCGUAUUUCCUGCAGCAGUGCGCUGAUAUAUAUAACCUGAGCACCUCGUUAGAUGAUGCUAUUCAGCAGACCAAUGAGGAAUACGGAGGAUAUGACAUCAAAAGCACUCGCAUCGUCUUCCCCAACGGUUCGAUUGACCCCUGGCACGCUCUCGGAGUGACCCAGGACAUCGCAAGUGACCUUCCGGCUGUCUUCAUCAAAGGAACGGCUCAUUGUGCAAACAUGUACCCGCCCCGAGCAGAAGACCUUCCUCAGCUGGGUCUGGCACGGGACCGCAUCUUCAUCCUGCUCCAAAAGUGGCUGGCCGAGUGAUUGACAGCAACAGCGGCCAAUCAGAUGCUCAGACGCAUGUGUAAUGGCCAAUCAGGUGCUUCUGCUGUCUAAUGGUACUAAGGAAAUUCUUGCUUUAGAAAUCCGUUUUGGCACUGUUUUUAUUACAAUCAUUUUUUUAACAAUCAGUUUAGUUUGUAAUAUGUUUAUGAAAGUAUGAAUGAAUGAAUGUCUUUUUUCUUGAUGUAAAUCACUUGUAUAUUUUGCAGUUUCUCAAUAAAGGAAGUUUUGUGAUGUCGAAAA
Rhinichthys klamathensis goyatoka is the source of this 1786-nucleotide messenger RNA. RefSeq names its product serine protease 16 (gene prss59). Gene Ontology annotation, biological process: proteolysis. Gene Ontology annotation, molecular function: serine-type exopeptidase activity; dipeptidyl-peptidase activity. Lineage: Eukaryota; Metazoa; Chordata; Actinopteri; Cypriniformes; Leuciscidae. The transcript has 9 exons. The record is from RefSeq and is a predicted model, not a curated record. The coding region runs from base 50 to 1525 and encodes 491 amino acids.